Symphalangus syndactylus (siamang) is the source of this 421-nucleotide messenger RNA. RefSeq names its product large ribosomal subunit protein eL43-like. Gene Ontology annotation, cellular component: cytosolic large ribosomal subunit; ribosome. Lineage: Eukaryota; Metazoa; Chordata; Mammalia; Primates; Hylobatidae. The record is from RefSeq and is a predicted model, not a curated record. Gene Ontology annotation, biological process: translation. Gene Ontology annotation, molecular function: large ribosomal subunit rRNA binding; structural constituent of ribosome.
AACACAAGCUCUCUGGGCUCGGACCUAGGUCGCGGCGGCAUGGCCAAAUGUACCAAGAAAGUCGGGAUCGUCGGUAAAUACGGGACCCGCUAUGGGGCCUCCCUCCGGAAAAUGGUGAAGAAAUUUGAAAUCAGCCAGCACGCCAAGUACACUUGCUCUUUCUGUGGCAAAACCAAAAUGAAGAGACGAGCUGUGGGGAUCUGGCACUGUGGUUCCUGCAUGAAGACAGUGGCUGGCUGUGCCUGGACGUACAAUACCACUUCCGCUGUCACGGUAAAGUCCGCCAUCAGAAGACUGAAGGAGUUGAAAGACCAGUAGACGCUCCUCUACUCUUUGAGACGUCACUGGCCUAUAAUAAAUGGGUUAAUUUAUGUAAAAAAAAAAAAUAAUAAAAAUAAAUAAAAAAAUAAAAACACAAAAA